Nelumbo nucifera (sacred lotus) is the source of this 1490-nucleotide messenger RNA. Its product is annotated as calcium uniporter protein 3, mitochondrial-like. Gene Ontology annotation, biological process: mitochondrial calcium ion homeostasis; calcium import into the mitochondrion. NCBI's taxonomy places the organism in Eukaryota, Viridiplantae, Streptophyta, Magnoliopsida, Proteales, Nelumbonaceae. The record is from RefSeq and is a predicted model, not a curated record. Gene Ontology annotation, cellular component: uniplex complex. Gene Ontology annotation, molecular function: calcium channel activity; uniporter activity.
CUUUGGGACCUAUAUAAAUGAACUCGAACGCCUCCAUCGUUCAUGCAAUUCAAGUUCAAAUAAACGAGGGAUAGGCCCUCAAAGAUCGGAGUUCCUGAGACUCAGAGGAAACCCACUCCACCUCCCUUUAUUUAUUUAUUUUUGUUAUUCUUCUUGUUUCUACUCUUUCUCUUCUGUGCAUCAAUGGCGUUCAGGAAAACCCUAGCUCACCGUCUUUUCAAUAUAACCAAAAUCUCCUCCCCUAAUCUAACCCUGACACAUGCCCCCGCCUCUUCUCCGUCGUUUGAAUACGUGAUCCCUGCCAACCCCGCCAAAACCUUCCGCCGAGAUUUUUUCAGCUAUCCGGAUUCCGGUGAAAAUGGCUUCUUCCGGAGAUUUCUUCAGAAAAGAGCGAUAGUUCAAUCGGCAAUGUCGCCAGAGUUCCUGUCUUUGCCAAUCGGAGACAAGUUAAUGGAGAAGCUGAGAGGAAUGACCGUUAACAAGGACCGUCUUCGAUUAGACGGCUUGGCUCCUCCGGCCACGAGGUCCGACUCUCGACAAGGAAUUUCAAUCGAAGACGCGCGAAAACUGCUCGUGUUUUCUCAGUUGGAAAAGUUGAAAUCGAAAUUGAGACGGAUUCCCGAUAGUAGUAUUCCGUAUUCGGAGUUUAUUCAGAUCUGCAUAGAAGGUUGCUCGAGUCCCGAUCAGGGACGGGAUUUUGCAAAGAUGUUGGAUCAAUCUGGAGUCGUUAUUGUCCUGGGAGACUCUGUCUUCCUCCGGCCAGAAGAGGUAGCAAAAAUGAUCGAGAGCGUAAUUCCUAUAUCGAUAGCUCACCGGAACAACCCAAGAAGAAAGGAACUUGAACAGAUGGAGAAGGAGAAGAUGCAGAUCGAUGAAAAAGCAGAAAUGCUGGUUCGGAGAGAACUGUGGGCUGGGCUGGGCUUUCUCAUAGUCCAGACAGCUGGGUUCAUGAGGCUCACUUUUUGGGAGCUCUCCUGGGACGUAAUGGAGCCCAUUUGUUUCUAUGUCACGUCAAUAUACUUUAUGCUGGGCUAUGCCUUCUUUCUCAAGACAUCGAGAGACCCUUCUUUCGAAGGAUUCUUUGAGAGCCGUUUCAGCGCGAAGCAACAGCGGCUUAUGAGAAACAAAAACUUUGACAUGCAAAGGUUUAACGAGCUCAGGAGAGCCUGUUAUCCUUCGUCGACAUUGUCUUCAGAGCGGGCUUCAUCGUUUGACAAUUCCGAAAGGACGUUGUUGGGUUCUUUCCAUCAUUAAUACAAGGGAAAAUAUAUAUUAUAUUUUGAGAGAGAGAAUUAAAAACUGAAGAUAUACUAUAGAAUACAUACAAAAAGAAUUUUGCUGUUUUUAAAUUUUUUUUAUCAGAUUUUUGUGAAAGAUAGGUGAAUAUUACAGAUUUGCCUGAGAGAAAUGGUUAUUUUCCCACAGCACACAUCCUAAUCCCUGUAUUGGGAAAAAAUGCUUAAUCGUGAUAUUGUGAUUUACUUUCUUCA